AUGUUCGCGCACUUUUACAAAUUGAAAGUCCACAUCCGCACUCACACUGGCGAAAGGCCAUACAAAUGUAAUGUCUGUGACAAAUCCUUCUAUUCAUCAAGCAAUCUGGCAGAACACUCGAAAACUCACAAUGAGGAUCAAAAGCAUCAGUGUCCUCAUUGUUCAUCAAUGUUAUCUAAUUUAAAGAUUCAUAUCCGCACACAUACCGGCGAAAAGCCAUACCAGUGUAAAGUUUGUGACAAAGUCUUCCAUUCAUCAAGUAGUCUGGCAGAGCAUUCAAAAAUUCACAAUAAGGAUCAACAGCAUCAGUCCAUACAAAUGUACUGUCUGUGA
This is a messenger RNA of Anopheles bellator, 333 nucleotides long. RefSeq names its product protein krueppel-like. The transcript is spliced from 3 exons. The coding region runs from base 1 to 333 and encodes 110 amino acids. Gene Ontology annotation, cellular component: nucleus. The record is from RefSeq and is a predicted model, not a curated record. NCBI's taxonomy places the organism in Eukaryota, Metazoa, Arthropoda, Insecta, Diptera, Culicidae.